AUGGCCUCAAACAACGUUAUCUACAUCGCCACAGAAAACUCGGAGGUGCCUACCGAGUUUGUGGAGCUGCAGGAGGUCAACCUGGAGACUCUCCCUCUGGAAUCUAUCCCUGUGGGGACUGUUCCUAUGGAGAAUAUCCCGGUAGAGACUUUCGCUCUGGGGACUGUUCCCGUGGAGGAUAUCCCUGUGGAGACUUACGCUCUGGGGACUGUUCCCAUGGAGGAUAUCCCGGUGGAGACUUUCGCUCUGGGGACUGUUCCCGUGGAGGAUAUCCCUGUGGAGACUUACGCUCUGGGGACUGUUCCCGUGGAGGAUAUCCCUGUGGAGACUUUCGCUCUGGGGACUGUUCCCGUGGAGGAUAUCCCUGUGGAGACUUACGCUCUGGGGACUGUUCCCGUGGAGGAUAUCCCUGUGGAGACUUACGCUCUGGGGACUGUUCCCGUGGAGGAUAUCCCUGUGGAGACUUACGCUCUGGGGACUGUUCCCGUGGAGGAUAUCCCCGUGGAGACUUUCGCUCUGGGGACUGUUCCCGUGGGGGCUAUCCCUGUGGAGACCACCCCCUUGGAGCCAGUGACCAUGGAAACCUUUGCAUACGAGGGUACUGGUGACAGUUGGGUGCAGGGUGUCGACUACAGUCCGUCUCUGGGUGUGCUGCACCCGCUCCUUAUUAGACAAAAUGAACAGGACCGUGGCGAAGAAAUGGUGAUGGUACAAACCCAGGAGGAGGUGGUGGGCUACAGCGAGUCAGGCGGCCUGCCCAGUGACAGCUUGCAGGGGCAGCAAAUGGUCGCCUCCAAGGAGGAAGACAUCUACUUCCAGCAGGUCCUGGCUUCCCUGGAAGCCUCCGCAUCAUCAGCGACCCAGAGCUACACUAAGAAGCGCAAGCGCAACCGCAACCGCAGCAAAAAGCCCGGCAUCGGUAAGCAGAGCUCCACCAGCAGCACAGCCGCUGCGGGGAUGGCGGCCGGGGCGGUGGCGAGGACUGCAGCUGGGACCGCAGCUGGGGCGGCGCCUGGGACAGUGGCAGGGUCAGAGUCGGCAGCAGCGACAGCAAGAGGCUGCAGGAAGUGGGAGCAAAAGGAGGUGUUUAUCAAAACCCUGGAGGGUGAGUUUUCUGUCACCAUGUGGUCCCCAAACAAUGACGGGGACCAGGAAACUGAAGGACUGGUUGGGGAGAACUCACCACCUGAUUAUUCAGAGUACCUGACGGGAAAGAAACUUCCUCCUGAAGGAAUACCUGGCAUGGACCUGUCAGAUCCCAAACAGCUGGCAGAAUUUACUAAAACGAGGCCAAAGAAACCUAAAGAUGAUGUUCCAAGGACAGUAGCUUGCCUUUAUUCAAGCUGCGGAAAGAUGUUCAAAGAUAUCGGAUCUAUGAGAAAGCAUCUGAACACCCAUGGCCCCAAAGCCCACAUAUGUGCAGAAUGUGGCAAAGGUUUUGUUGAGAGUUCAAAACUGAAACGGCAUCACCUGGUGCAUUCUGGAGAGAAGCCCUUUCAGUGCACAUUUGAAGGCUGUGGAAAACGCUUUUCCCUGGAUUUCAAUUUGCGUACGCACGUACGAAUCCAUACCGGUGACAAGCCUUAUGUGUGCCCCUUUGAAGGUUGUGAUAGGAAGUUUGCUCAGUCAACUAACCUGAAAUCUCAUAUCUUCACGCAUGCUAAAACCAAAGAUAGUCAUUAAAAAGGAGAGAAAACCCUUUUAUGAUUCCUAAGGGUCAUGUUUUGAUAAAUUAGUAGAAAAAAGUGUUUAAGAUUCUUUAAAAGGUUAAAAAUACUAAG
Molecule: messenger RNA, 1781 nt
Organism: Artibeus jamaicensis (Jamaican fruit-eating bat)
Lineage: Eukaryota; Metazoa; Chordata; Mammalia; Chiroptera; Phyllostomidae
Gene: YY2
Product: YY2 transcription factor
Exons: 1
Coding region: 1-1683 (560 amino acids)
Biological process (GO): regulation of transcription by RNA polymerase II
Cellular component (GO): PcG protein complex; transcription regulator complex
Molecular function (GO): DNA-binding transcription factor activity, RNA polymerase II-specific; RNA polymerase II cis-regulatory region sequence-specific DNA binding
Source: RefSeq, a predicted model, not a curated record